GAGAAGCCAUUUAAAUGCAAUGACUGUGGGAAAACUUUUUCUGUAAAAGCUCAUCUUAAAAUUCAUAUGAGGGUUCACACUGGAGAGAAGCCAUUUAAAUGUAAUGACUGUGGGAAAGCAUUUUCUCAUAAAGGUACUCUUAAAAUUCAUAUGAGGAUUCACACAGGAGAGAAGCCAUUUAAAUGCAAUGACUGUGGGAAAGCUUUUUCUGAGAAAGGUACUCUUAAGAAUCAUAUGAGGGUUCACACUAGAGUGAAGCCAUUUCAAUGUAAUAACUGUGAGGAAGCUUUUUCUCACAAAGCUCAUCUUCAAAAUCAUAUGAGGAUCCACACUGGAGAGAAACCAUUUCAGUGUAAGGACUGUGGGAAAGCUUUUUCUGAGAAAGGUACUCUUAAAAUUCAUAUGAGGGUUCACACUGGAGAGAAGCCAUUUAAAUGCAAUGACUGUGGGAAAACUUUUUCUGAGAAAUGUAAUCUUAAAACUCAUAUGAAGGUUCACACAGGAGAGAAGCCAUGUAAAUGUAAUGACUGUGGGAAAGCUUUUUCUGCUAAAGGUAAUCUUAAAAUACAUAUGAGGGUUCACACUAGAGAGAAGCCAUUUCAAUGUAAUAACUGUGAGAAAGCUUUUUCUCGGAAAGCUCUUCUUCAAAAUCAUAUGAGGAUCCACACUGGAGAGAAGCCAUUUAAAUGUAAUGACUGUGGGAAAGCUUUUUCUGAUAAAAGUACUCUUAAAAGUCAUAUGAGGGUUCAUACUGGAGAGAAACCAUUUAAAUGUAAUAACUGUGGGAAAGCUUUUUCUGAGAAAAAUACUCUUAAAAUUCAUAUGAGGGUUCACACAGGAGAGAAGCCAUUUAAAUGCAAUGACUGUGAGAAAACUUUUUCUGUGAAAGCUCAUCUUAAAAUUCAUAUGAGGGUUCACACUGGAGAGAAGCCAUUUAAAUGUAAUGACUGCGGGAAAGCUUUUUCUCAGAAAGGUGCUCUUAAAAUUCAUAUGAUAGUUCACACUGGAGAGAAGCCAUUUAAAUGUAAUGACUGUGGGAAAGCUUUUUCUGCGAAAGGUAAUCUUAAAAUUCAUAUGAAGGUUCACACUAUAGAGAAGCCAUUUCAAUGUAAUGACUGUGGGAAAGCUUUUUCUUUGAAAGCUCAUCUUAAGAUUCAUAUGAGGGUUCACACUGGAGAGAAGCCAUUUAAAUGUAAGGACUGUGGGAAAGCUUUUUCUCAGAAAGGUGCUCUUAAAAUUCAUAUGAUAGCUCACACUGGAGAGAAGCCAUUCAAAUGUAAUGACUGUGGGAAAGCUUUUUCUGCGAAAGGUAAUCUUAAAAUUCACAUGAAGGUUCACACUAUAGAGAAGCCAUUUAAAUGUAAUGACUGUGGGAAAACUCUCUCCUGAGACCGCUCAUCUUAAAAUUCAUUCUAGAGAGGAGUUAUUUAAAUGUAAUGACUGUGGGAAAGCUUUUUCUGAGGAAGGUAAUCUUAAAAUUCAUAUGAGGGUUCACACUAGAGUGAAUUCGUUCAAAUGCAGUUACUGGGAAAGGACUGACCCAAAAAUGUCAUCUUUCUGGCAUAAGAAGGCCCUACUUAUCAAAAAACUUUUUGCUAGAAACCUGAUUGCCAAACAAAGACUGACUACCUCUUGCCCCAGUGACCAAAUCUGCGCACGAACCCAAUCACCCGCCAACAAACAGUCCAUACACUAACGGCCCAUCCAUCCAUUUACGCUCUCUCUCUCUCUCUCUCUCAUACUCUUCAGAAAAACCUUACAAGAACAUUCAAACUUUCAAUUAUUCCUGACAACUCCAAACAACUCAAAGAUGCUCUCACUCUCUCGCGCGCUCUCUUUCUCACACACUCUCUCAUGCAAGCCUCAAAGACGUCAAGUGUAACUACCAUAUCACUCCUCCAUAACGUGGCCUACAGCUUAUUGUGGGAUCUGAACCACAGUAGUAUAUCGAGAAGUGAAUUUCUAGAGACAUGCAUAGUGCAGUUCAGUGAGCUUUGGUAACUUUUUAUGGAAGUAACAUUCAGAACUGGAAACAACAAUUGCACACCUAUGUUACAGUAGUGUAUAGUGUAUAGUUUACUGAGUGAGGAUGUUGAGUUGGAGAAAAUAAAGUUCAAAGCUUUCCAGAUUUGUGGAUUUCUCUCAUGAACAUAUAGCCCCAUUAUUCACGGAAAAUUCGCCUAUUCGCCGUAUUUUUCAAUGUAAAAUAUCCAAAAAUUCCUGGUUUUUUGUAUCAAUUUCAUCUUUAAAUGCACUUUUUGUGACAUACGUAUUAGAAAAUCCAGGUAUAAAAAAUUUUUGUGGGUUUUUCUUGAGUUUUAACUAACAAAAUAGGCAAUUUUAAGUGAUUUUAUAGGGGUUUAAACUAUUCCUGGGGGCUGGGUCUGGUACCAAUCCCCUGAGAAUGCAGGGAGAACACUGUAACCUCACCCACAUUCCUAGUGCAUUAUCUAAUCUGUUUGCCUUUUAAGUUGGAAGGCCAUGCUUCAAACAUAGGUUCAGUGGCAGGGUGUAAUGCAAAAGAAACAUUAGGCUUAGUGUAUGGAGUAAAUAAAUUCUGUGUAUCUCUACGGUGUAAAAAAUUCACAAUAGUCAUACCACAAACACUUGUUGGUAAUUUUCGGCCUAAAAGCAAGUUUAUGCAUAUUAGCAGUGUGACUACAACAUUGGGUUGUUACAUUAGCAGAAAAUAUUAUUAUAAUGUAAAGUAUAGACCAACAUCAAUAAUGAGUAAUGCAGAUGCAUUGUGAAGAUUGCCAGUAGACUAAGCCCUUGCCUACAACUGACCCAUUACAGCAAGGGAAAUAACACAGGUAGUACUGGGAAAUGCCUACUGGGCAUUUCAGGGAUUGCGAGUCCGUUUUCCUCAAAUAUCUUUCAAACUAAUUAUUUGAUCGAAAUGGUGUUAGUUAACGAGUUUACUCUUGACUUUUAAAGGCAAAGUCGUAGGAGUCGGUAGGAGUCGUUUACAGGUUUGAAUGUCUGUUAUUCCCCAUCCCUUCCCUCUCCCUCUCUCCCUUUCUCUCACUCUUAUUUUAUCACUGUUUUUGACAUAUCUCCCCCCAAUACCUUUUAGCAAUUUACAAUAUGGAAUAAAAUACCAUUGUCCAUGACAUUUUUCAAUACCAGCAGAUAAUUGGAGAGUUCAUAAUGAAGAAGACAGGGAGGUUUGAAGUAUUGGUCAUAAUAAUGGUUAAUUUUUCCCCAAGUAUUCUGUUUAUAGUAGGAUCCUUGGCGUGUCAGGUAAUACCGUAAUGCUAAGGGGUUAUCUGUCUAUCAGCUGCAGUACUCAUAAUCUAAGUAUUCACUGAGUAUAUGAUGAAGGUGGAUUUUUCAUCGCUGUCAGUGGCUCCCAUGUUACUUUGUAUGCAUCGUCGCAGAAAUGCAUUUGCAAUAUGACUUCAACCCAUAUAAAAAUGGAGAAAGCUAACAAUAGAUUAAGGAUCAAUCUCAAAUUCAUAAGCAGCAAGUUUAUUUCGAUUAUAUAAGUGAUGAAAUCUAUUGAUAGAUAUAUAUCACCAGCAUUUUUGGUCUGUUGCCGUCAAGGAAUAAAAAUUGAGCGACUCUUCAAUCAUGACAGUUUGUGAUGUUGCAAAAUAGGUACAAACCUGUGAAAGACAUAGGGAAAUGGAUUUCUUAACUAAUUAUGAAUGAGGCAAAAACUGGAUACCUACUGUAUAAAAAAAAGAAUAUGUUAAAUGCCUGAAAACAAGGUAAUAAGCAACACUUACAUUAAUGAUAAGGAAUAUAAUUCAAGAUGCAUGAAACUCAACUCAUUCAUUCAACUCAGUAUAGUACAAGAAUUACAUCCUUAUUACUGGUGCUAGAUUAGAAAUGAAACUGUAGUGUGAUAUGAAUAGAGAAACACACUUAUACAGUGAUAUUAUGAUAAUAGUCUCCCCCAAAAAUAUACCCAUUUAUAUAAUCUACGAAAAUACACUGAUAAUUGAAUAAACACACUCUACAGAAACAAACCUAUUUAUUACACUCACAAACAGGAAGGCGGGAUGAGGAGGGAAAGGGUGAGGGAUGGGAUUGGAGUAAAGCACGUUCGAAAGCAUAGGUUGGCAAUGCUCGGCAACUGCCUGUAAGUCAAAAGUAAAUGCCGUAACUAACAUCAUUUGGCAAUGCACUAUAUAUUACCAAGACUUAGGGCGAGGUGUCUUGUACACUGUGUCAAAGUAUGAUUUCGAUCAAAUAAUUAGUUUGAAAGAUAUUUGAGAAAAAACGAUGACUUGCGCUCCUUGAAAUGCAUAGUAGUACUAUUGUACUUUCAAAGGUAUUACUAAGUUUAUUUAAAGGUAGAGAUUUUGAAAAUGGACUGAAUGUUACACAAGAUUGCAUUUCAAGAGGGUCAAGAUUAGUGAUUCUGGGUUCACCUAAAAGUAGAGUUCUUUCGGAAACCCGCUGUACUACAUGCAGACCAUCAAGGCACAGUCUGCCCAAAUUCAAUUGCUACAGCUAAUGUAUGGUGACUAAGUCUUGAUAGACAGGACAGAAAAAGUACAAAUAGUGUAAAAUAAAAUUUCCAAAACCAGAAGAUAAGUAAUCAUCAUGUGGUGUGAAAGUUGGUGGCAAGAUUGUAAAACAUGUUGAUCAGUUGCAGCCAUUAAUUACAAAUCAUAAAGAAGGACAAGUUUAAAAUUUCUUAUCAUUAAUCAAGGCAAAUGUACAAACUCCUCACCAAGUAUAACUUCUGAGUCUGCUCUUGUACCUGUUCAGAAUAGUACACCCAGAGUACUCUCCCAAAAAAUUAGUAGAGGAAAGCCUCCUGAACAAUUAGAUUUCACAUAAGUGACUUGCCAAACAAUUACAAAGCUGUAAACUUUCUUACCUGCCAGUCGAAAAUUCACAUUAUUUGGCGGGGGCGCUGCUGCCAUCGUUAGUGUAGGUGACAAGGGACCUGCCCAUUUUCGGGAAUGCCCGGUACUGCUAAGCUAACUGUCAUCAGUUUGUUUUCUGCCGGCUACAGAGUAACGUCGGUUGUUCUCGCAGUCAUGGUGGCUUUUUGUUAGCUGAUUUUUAGCUUCCAGUUAGCUGAAUAAGAUCUAGUGUUAAUGUGUUGGACUCUAGUUUGUCAGCAGUUAGGUUUUGCAGAGAAGGCUGCAAAAAUAGAAUGGCUAAGCCAUGUUAGGAUCCACACUUCAAGUGCGUGAAGUGUAGGGGGAAGGAAUGUAGCAAAGAUUUAACUUGCAUGCUAUCAACUCCCUUCAAUGCUUGUUUAAAGGAUUUUCGUCUCGUUCACCUCCUUCAGCAUGGGUUGUCUCGCCUGUAAGUAGAGUUGUUCAACUGCCAUGGAUUUGACUUCCAAGACUAGCGCUAUGCUCGAUGAGUCAUCUUUGGGACCUUUCAGACAGCAACUGCAAGAGCUCAUGGGUUUCCUGAAGAAAGCAAUAGCUCCUAAAGGAGAGGAGGAUGGUCUGUCACCCGUUUCGUCAGAAGAGAAAGAGGAUCAACUCUCGGAAGUCAUCAUCAGCCCGCUUGAGUCUCUUGAAGUAUUUACUCGCUAUUUACCCAGAUUUCUUCGAGCCUGCUUCUCUUUUGCCAUCUUCCAUUUACUGAAGUUGUUUCUUUGCCAGUCUGACAAGAAAGUCUUGAAGAAGGCUAAUGAGUGGUGGGCAAAUAAGCAUGAGUCAGGCAAAGCUUCUUUCGCCUAUCCUUCUUCCAAGCUCCAGAACAAGAAGUGCUGUUUUUACGCAACCAGAGACAUUCGUUCAUUGGGAAUGCCUGCCACCUCACAAUGGGACUUCUAUGGUUUAGUAGAUGCUGAAGGAAGAUCUUUCCCGGCUCGUCAAGUAAUGUUUUCGACUACAGUGUUUGAUCAUCUUGUGAGGAACUUGUUCAGAGUGAUAGAAGGUUUUAACUUACAGGAUUGGACUAUCGGAGCAUUGGCCAGGAAAAUCGAGGAGUGCUAGUCUUUGGAAAAAGACAAAGCAGUGAGAGAUGGACAGCAAAUCUAGCUUCUCUUUUUACAAUGGAUGUAUUGAAAAAAAAGGGAGUUGUGGUGUUCAAUCACAUCUUGGGGUGUGAUGACUAACCAGAAAUCAGCCUUAAUGUUUUCUCCCUUGAGUAAGUUGCACCUUUUCCCACACCUUGGAAAGGAGUCAGACAAGAUAUCUGAAGGAUACACACCCUACAGGAGCUAAAUCUUCUCCUCUACAGAAGUACCCUUUUUGAGGGGGGAAAGACCAGGAUCCAAAAUAGACUAAGGACUAACUUGUGAGCUCCAGCUAAGUCAACCAAAAAGGCCUCUUUUAAGUUGACUUUCAAAUAAUCAGAAGGUCCUUCACACACCUGUAGGAGCGAGGCUCCAGAGAGGAGCAGAGCUGUGGAUAGUAUAAGUACUCCAAGAAGGUAUUUGAUUCCUUUUCUAGAAGAUUCGCUGACAUCCAAUGCUCCCAUCACAUUGACAGCAUACUCGGAGGGAUCAGAGAGAGCGCUUCAGCGUUGGCCAAAGAAGUGGAGGCCCUUAUCAGCAAGCAGGCCAUGGAGGAAGAAAAAGACACGAACUCCAUACGUUUUUACAACAGGCUCUUUGUAGUCCCCAAGGCAUUGGGGGGCUGGAGACCCGUGCUAGACGUCAGUGGAAUGAAUUUCUAUGUGGAGAACACGAAAUUUCUUAUGGAAACCAGUCAGUCCAUCGUGUCAGCUCUAACCAGGGGACUGGACAGUGACUCUCGACAUGGAAGAUGCAUACUUUCAUGUCCCCAUUCAUCAAGAGUCAAUGAAGUUUCUGAGGUUCAUCUUUAAAGGAAGAAUACUAUUUCAAUUCAGAGCCCUCUGCUUCAGACUGUGUACGGCUCCCAAAGUAUUUACCGGAAUCCUUGCUCCCCUGGAGAAAUGGUUACAUCUGAUGGGGAUCAACACUUCAUUCUAUUUAGACAACUGGCUACUGAGAUCCAAGUCGAGUUGUCAGUUUGUGGAGGACUAACACAAGACAUUACGUGUAACUCGACAGUUAAGGGAUUUUAAUAAAUCAGAAGAAAUCCCAGUUGUCUCUGACUCAGAAGAUUCUCUAUUUAGGGAUGAUUCCAGACUCUAGCUUUUCGAGUUUUUCUCUCACUGAAGAGAAUAGAGUCAUGCCUGAAGACAGUGGAAGACUUCUUAAUUUGCUCAUCAUGCUCAGAACUGGACUGGAUGAGUCUCCUUGGAGGGACAAGAGAGUUUCAGGAUCGGGCACAGAACAAGAAAAGACCCUCCACAUAAAUGUGAAGUAACUGAAGGCAAUUUUUCUUGGACUUCAAGCCUUUACUUUGCUAGUCACUGGAAGAGACGUAACGAUUUAUGCGGACAACACCAUGGCCCUUUCGUAUGUCUGGAAACAAAGGGGGACACCCUCUUUUUCUCUCAAUGAUUGGAGAGAAGAUGAUCUUCUUUGGGCGAACAGGCCACAAAAUCAAUCUGUUCCCAAGGUUCGUCCAAGGGAAAAUGAAUGUCUUGGCAGACGAGCUGAGCUGCUUAAACCAAGUCCUUCCGACGGAGUGGACUCUGAAUGAGAAAGUUUGCCGAGACCUGUGGAGACUCAGGGGAAGACCAUCUAUAGAUCUCUACCCCACUUCAAGGAACAAUUGCCUUCCAAUCUUCUGUCCACCUGUUGUAGAUCCUCCAGCUUAGAGAACACGUGCAAUGCUUCUGGACUGGUCGGGACUCAACGUAUACAUGAGUUUACCCCCUUAUAAGAGAGGUCAUCAACAAAUUUCAGUCCCAUUAGAAUGUGCCAAAGACGCUCGUGGCUCCAUUCUGGCCCGAGAAGGAAUGGUUCCCAGACCACCUCAAGCUUCUAGUGGACUUCCCCAGAUUUCUUCCACAGGUCAUCAUCUUCGCAAACAACCCAACUUUGACAGGUAACACCAAGGACUGUCUGCUAUGGCCCUGAUAGGAUUCAAACUGUCAGGGACCUUACCAGACUGGAAGGUUUUUCUCGAAGAGCGGCGGAGGCUAUUGCAAGAUAUAGUAGAGCUUCUUCUUGCAAACUCUACCAGUCGAAGUGGAGAGUAUUUAGAAUGUGAUGCAGACAGAAUCACACGUAUCUUCUACAACAUCUGUAACGAAAACAGUGGAUUUUUUAUAUAUUUUUACAAGAUGCUAGGAAGCUAUCCACGUCUAUUAUCAAAGGUUAUAGGUCCAUGCUUUCUUCAAUGUUUAAGCAUAGGGGCCUUGAGGUUUCGAAUACGCAGGACGUCAACAACUUCAUUAAAUCUUUUGAGACAUCAAAAGUGGGAAAAUCUGGAGAAGUGGACUGGAACUUGGACGUUGUAUUAAGGUGGUUAUCUAGUCUGUUUUUCGAACCUUUAUGGUCUUCUUCCCUAAACAAUCUUACGAAGAAGACUUUGCUCUUAGUAGCCUAGCAACAGCUGGGAGAGGGUAAGAACGAGGCCCCGUCACAGGCCGUGGCAUCGCUCUUCAGCGAUAAAGAACCUGAUGGACAUAUUGGGCCCAGAAGAAGAAGUAUGAACGUUGUGUCCAGUUAGGGCUGUUAAAUAUUAUCUUCAUAGGACGAAGAACCUGAGAGGAAGCUUGAACCUUCUCUGGUGUUUGGUGAAAGAUCCCUCCCAUUCUCUCUCCAAAAAUGCUGUUUUGUUCUUCCUAGAAGUCUUAUUCUGGAGGCUCACGCUCAAGUCUAAGACGAAGUUUGUAAUGUUUUGAAGGUGAGAGGUCAUGAAAUUCAAGCAGUGACGACUUCCAUCAUUAGCUUUUAGACACAAUAUGUCAGUAUCCUUCAUUCUGCAAAAGACAUUCUGGAGAUCAAAAUCGGUGUUCGCAUCGAAUUAUCUUAAGGAUAUAGAAUCUGUUUUUGAGAAUUGUAGUAGGUUGAGGCUGUUGUCUAUAGCUGGCAUGGUGUUGGGAGAGGAUGCAUAGGGGGACCUCUUUCCCUCAAGUAUCUCCUCAUCUUGUAUUUCUUUUAAGGUUGUGCAGCUUUUAGGAAGCCUGGGGGUACGACGUACUUGGAGUGCCCUCCAGUUUUUAUGUUUUUUUUCUUUAUUUUUAGUGUAUGUGCCUUCUUUGGAUUGGUUGUCUGGUCUUCGCCCAGAGCAAGGGUAAACUGUUUAUUUUUUUUACCACUGGUGGUGAACCUCCUUGGUUAUGAAAUCCCACCAUUAGUAGGAAGGGACUUGACCAUUAUUGCCACGCCUCCUACAGGUGUGAGAGUGCUGACCAGAGACAGCAUCCACCUGCAGCUGCUGCUCUCGCACCAGGUAAGGUACUGCAAACAAUGUGUAAAAAGCAUAUUAUUGUUUUCAAAACCAAUGACUUAUUUAAGACAGAAGACAAUAGCUGUCCAUUUACCAUUUACCUACCUUCGUUGGAACGUGGAAUCAGCUUUGUAAUUGUUUGGUAAGUCACUUAUGUGAAAAUUAUAUUUUUACAAUAAAAUAAGGUUUCACAUAUACUUACCAGAGGCUCAAAGAAUUGAUGGCAGUUAGCGCAGCAGUGCCAGGUAUUCCCGAAAGUGGGCGGGUCCCUUAUCACCUGCACUAACGAUGGCAGUGGUGCCACCAACUAAUUCAAAUUUUUUACUACCAGGUAAGAAAGCUUUGUAAUUGUUUGGUAAUUAUAUGUGAAACCUUACUUUAUUUAAAAAAUAUUAUUUUGUAAGCAUUUAGAAACUGGUUGCUCGGUAACAAAUAAGGGGGAAUGUAAUUGUUACGUUUAGUUAUAAGUAACCAGGGAGAAGGUUACCAAGUAUGUUUGCAAAGUGCAAGAUAUUUAACUCAGUAGUUCAAGUUAUCCUAUGUAGCUAGAACAGGAUAUCUCAUGUAGAUGAUGUUUUUAGAUUUUAAGUAUUACUGAGUUAUUGCAAUUUGAUACUCAGGGUUAGUAUUAGAUCCUAUUUGAACUACCUUACAGACUGAUUCUGUUUGACCACAGGUAAUAGGACACGAUUCCUUAUUGUAAGCUAAGCUGAUACGCUCAUGUAAUUUGUAUUGUGACGUUUAUAUGUUUGUGCUUUUUGAACUACUGUCCUCUUGUCUUUUGUUAUGCUGUAGCCAGAUGAUAAACAGAAGGGAAUUAUUACUUCUCAAUUAUCUACCUACAUCCAGGAUAUUUUGGCAACAAUGAUGGAAUAGACCAUUAACAACAGGUCCUCUGUAAUCAUUGCAGUCAUGUCUUGGGAGGUAGAGCGACCAGUACUUGGGAUCGGCCGCUUGAGUACAACAGCAGCAGUAUUUUGGAGUUUUUGAUGGUCGAGGAAAUCCAGUUCCUGAGGAUGAGGUAGCAACCAAAUCAUGGUUGCUUGUAUUAGAGUAGGAUUAUUCAUGACAGCGGACUGGCUAUCGCAAAGGCGCUGUAUGGUACAGCAACAUUCGGUGGUCAUCCUUGUGGUUACUUGAUUUUAACCUCUUGAUUUAUUAUCAUCGAUGUCAGUUAUGAGUUGUGUAAGCAAGUAUGUAGCUCAGGAGCAGGUAUUUGCUCAUAUUAUCGGUGUUCUGGGAUUUUAACCUCUUAAUGAUUUAUUAUUGAGGUAGUAUUGUGACAUUAUUUUAUUACUGCUCAGUGUUAUUUAAUCUCAUGGCUUGUAAUGUACUAUGGAGAUUGUUAUUAUUGUUAUUGUCAUUUGAGCGAGUAGCUUGUGUAGUUGUUGUUUUUGAGCAGGUAUGACUCAUUGUAGCUUUGUUGGUAAUGAGCAAGUAAGGUUCACAUUAGAAUAUUGAUAUAAUUAUUGAUGAGUAUGUUUAACUGCUGCUGGGUUGUUAAUUGUCAUUUAUUUUGAGAAUUACUUAACUGAAUUGUUAAAGUAUUUAUUUUUAUGAUUAUUAUUUAGUUUGUCUCUAGACCUCAAGACCUGAAUUCAUUGUAAAUAUGUAUA
Macrobrachium nipponense is the source of this 10810-nucleotide messenger RNA. Its product is annotated as zinc finger protein 665-like. The coding region runs from base 67 to 1389 and encodes 440 amino acids. The record is from RefSeq and is a predicted model, not a curated record. Lineage: Eukaryota; Metazoa; Arthropoda; Malacostraca; Decapoda; Palaemonidae. The transcript is spliced from 2 exons.